Messenger RNA from Folsomia candida, 1435 nucleotides. RefSeq lists its product as uncharacterized. Gene Ontology annotation, biological process: transmembrane transport. The transcript is spliced from 7 exons. NCBI's taxonomy places the organism in Eukaryota, Metazoa, Arthropoda, Collembola, Entomobryomorpha, Isotomidae. The record is from RefSeq and is a predicted model, not a curated record. Gene Ontology annotation, molecular function: ABC-type transporter activity. Gene Ontology annotation, cellular component: plasma membrane. The coding region runs from base 135 to 1292 and encodes 385 amino acids.
CUUACCUAUAGUUUGAGACAUGGGCUUUCAAAUAAAAAAAGUUAGAAAUCUCUACGACUAAAAACCACCCCGCAAUUAAGGUAUGAAUUCGUCAAAACCAUGUCCUAACGCCUUUUGUAUUUUCCGAAUUUCUAAUGCCGCUCGUGGUUAUUAUCGUGUUGCAAAACGUUGUGGGUCUGGAGCCCAGAAACGUUGGAGUUUCCUUAGUAACGGGGAUCCCAAACGUAACAAAUAAUGCUCAACUGGAAAAAUACUGUGAAGCCCGAGAACUGCAAAGGAGCAAUGGGACAAGUCUGUGUUUCGAAAAUUUGGGAAUAUGUGACUUCAUUGGAAAUUUCAAAUCUUAUGAGCUCGCUUGGUUGGCCACAGAUUCUUGGGAGAAUGGGUUGAAUAACAUUCGCGCGGGAAGAACAGUAGCCUUGGUGGAGUUCCCGCAUAAUUACACGGACCACUUGAGGAGCAGGAUACUCGAGAAAAAUUACGCUUCUAAGGAUGACAUUGAUGGAACCACGAUCUCCAUCAGGAUGGAUGAGUCAAAUAUCAUAACUGCGACCUGGAUAAAGUAUUUGCUUGGGACCAACUACCUGAAAUACGUUGGAGCUAUGGCUGCGGCAUGCGGCGUCAGUGAAGCAUUAGCCGAGCCACCAGUUGACUUAAACGCGAUCUAUGGCGGUUUGGGGGUUGAGAGCAUCAUUCGAUUUUCCGAGCCGGCUAUUCUAGUCGUGAUGAUGAUGUUCCUAUCUCACUCGGUCGGUGUGGUAUGGAUCGUGGAUCGAUUUGAAGGAUUGGAAGAUCGCGAUUAUGCGGCCGGCGUGACGUUGCGACAUCGCAUCGUUGCCUCCAUGGUGACGGACUCGAUCAAGAUUGUCGUCCAACUUAUAGUUUUCGUCACUUUGCUGACGGUGGGGUAUGGGAUGCGUGUCCAAGGGUCGUGGGCGCUCAUGUUGGCGCUUCUAUUCUUAGUGUCCGUUGAAGGACUGGCGAUCGGUUGGACGAUUGGAACUUUGCGAGAUGAUGCGCUCGAAGCGAUAAUCCUGGUUCUGUGCCUUUUCAGUACUCAGGCUUCAGCAUCUGGCCUGUUUUUCGCGUUGGAGUUGACGCCUUACUAUUUUCGCCAAUACUUUAGUCACUGGCUCCCUGCCACCUACCCGAACGAGGCAUUGAGGUCCAUCGUAUCGAGGGGGUGGGGUUUGGAAAACUUUUAUGUGACGAGGGGUUUCGUGAUUUCUCUUGGAUGGACGUUAGUCUGCAUUUUGAUUGUGCUAUUGGCAGAAGGUCGGAAGCACAAGUAGACAAGGAACCUGCUGGAAACUGAUCAGCUAGACUUUCUACAUAUGUGCACAUUUUGUAUAAAAUUUAAUACCCUAAUCUGGACUCAUGCUAACUUAUAUAAUUGUACCAUCCUGAGCAUAGUAAUAAAUUAAUUCAUUCUGAU